Molecule: messenger RNA, 771 nt
Organism: Aspergillus oryzae RIB40
Lineage: Eukaryota; Fungi; Ascomycota; Eurotiomycetes; Eurotiales; Aspergillaceae
Gene: pre5
Product: proteasome core particle subunit alpha 6
Exons: 3
Coding region: 1-771 (256 amino acids)
Biological process (GO): ubiquitin-dependent protein catabolic process
Cellular component (GO): proteasome core complex; nucleus; proteasome core complex, alpha-subunit complex
Source: RefSeq, a predicted model, not a curated record
AUGGCCCGAGUGCCGAUGCAGUCGCUGAGCUCCCCGCAGGGUCGGAUAUUUCAAGUAGAAUAUGCGCAAGAAGCAGUCAAACAGGGAUCUGUCGUGGUGGGGCUGGUUAACAAGACACAUGCAGUUCUGGUCGGCCUCAAGCGAAAUGCCGAAGAGCUCUCAUCGUACCAGAAGAAGAUUAUCGAAAUCGACUCCCACAUGGGCAUCGCCAUCGCCGGUCUUGCAUCUGACGCUCGUGUGCUCUCCAACUACAUGAAGCAGCAGUCGCUCGGCUCCAGAAUGACUUAUGGCCGUCCAAUUCCCGUGGACCGCAUUGUUACUCAGAUCGCAGACCGUGCCCAAACGAACACCCAGCAUUACGGUAAACGGCCGUACGGCGUCGGCCUACUCGUCGCUGGCGUCGACGAAGCUGGUCCCCAUCUAUUCGAGUUCCAGCCAUCCGGUAUGAUUCAUGAAAUGCUGGCCUGCGCCAUCGGAGCUCGUUCGCAGAUGGCCCGGACUUAUUUGGAGCGGAACCUGGACAAGAUUACAAACAGCACUCGUGAUGAGCUCAUUACCCAUGGCCUCCGGGCACUCAAGGAGACUUUGUCUCAGGAUAAAGAACUGACUGUUGAUAAUACUUCUGUCGGUGUGGUGGGUCUUGCUGGGGAGGAAGGAAAGGGGAAGAUUGAGAGCUUCAAGCUUUAUGAAGGUCAACAACUCGUGCCGCUGUUAGAGGCUGUGGAGUCGGGAGAGACGAAAGAAGAGGAGACGAUGGAGGUCGAUUCGUAG